AUGCUUUUCUCAGCUCUUCUCGUGGCACUUGCCUCCUCCGCCAUAUCAGCCCCAUCGUUGUUGAGCAGACACGUGCUGCAUGAGAAGCGUGAUGGCACGCCGCACCUGUGGGAGAAGCGGCAUCGGGCGACACCCAGCCAAGUACUGCCCAUUCGCAUUGGUCUUCGCCAGCGCAACAUCGAGAAUGCCGAGAGCUACAUAUACGACGUCGCUGAUCCCGACUCGCCCAAUUUUGGCAAGCAUUGGACUGCUGAAGAGGUCGCCAAUGUGUUUUCUCCGCACCCCGAUACCAAGAACGCAGUGGUGAACUGGCUCGUUGACUCGGGAGUUGACCGCUCUCGGCUGUCGCUGUCCAAGGGUCACAACUGGGUACAGUUCGACGGCACCGUAGAGGAAGCGGAAAACCUCUUUGCAACAGAGUAUUGGCAUUUCGAGCAUGUCGAGAAUGGCGGACAUCGCCUUGCUGUCGACGCCUACAGCCUGCCGGAACAUGUCCAGAAGCAUGUGGACUUCGUCAUGCCCACCGUCCAGCUCGACGGUCUGAAGCCUGUUGCCAACACGAUUCACGGAGGCGAUGCUUUGGCAAAGAUGCCCCAGGGAGAAACUCUGGGCUCGCUGCCGUGUGGGCAACUGAUUACCGUUGAAUGCUUGCGUAAGUUGUAUAAGUUCCCCGCCGGCAAGACGGCGGCUGCGGGUAACGAAAUUGGCAUUGCUGAAUGGGCCGACUAUCUCUACGGACCUGACUUGCCUCUCUUCUUCAAGAACUUCACGGAUCCCGAAAUCCCUGCUGACACGAAGCCCGAGUUCAUCGCUAUCGAUGGUGGCUUGACAGCUAAUCUAACAACUAUCGCGAUUGGAUCUGGUGUUGAAGCCGCUCUCGAUGUCCAGUCAGCCUACUCAAUCGUCCAUCCUCAGGGGGUCCGAUACUACCAGGUUGGUGACGGCAUCAAUGUUGAUAGCGUCGGGACUUUCAACAUCUUUCUUGAUGCAUUGGACGAAAGCUAUUGCACGUACGAAGGCGGAGAUCAGCCCUAUGUCGAUCCUGCAUACCCUGACCCGAACGACAACAACUUGGGCUAUCAAGGCCCACUACAGUGCGGUGGUGCUCCCAAGUCCAACGUCAUCUCCGACGAUGAGACUCAUACUGACGAGAAGAAUCAGGGCGCUCUGCCAUACUUCUACCAAGUCCGCCAAUGCCACGAAUGGAUGAAGCUGGGACUCCAGGGUGUCAGUGUCCUCUAUGCCAGCGGAGACUCUGGUGUUGCGAACCGCUACAAUUCCGGCUAUCCCAACUCGUGCCUCAACGCGGACCAGCUGUUCGUAGACAACAACGGAACACGGUUUUCCCCGUCGUUUCCCGUCAACUGCCCGUAUAUCACUUCUGUCGGCGCGACUACACUCAUUGGAAACGACACGGAGAGCGGAGAGCGAGCUGUUUCCGUACCUAGCACUGGGCCGGCAAACGCAUACUAUUCCGGAGGCGGCUUCUCAAACAUUUUCCCUUUGCCCUCGUACCAAGCUUCGGCUGUCCAGCACUUCAAUGAGCACUACGCCCCCAAUUACGGACCGAACGUGUACAACACCAGCGGCAAAGCUCGUGGGUUUCCCGACGUGGCAGCCAUCGGACUCAGCGUGGCCACCGUCUGGAACGCAUCCUUGUACGGUGUCGGCGGCACCAGUGCCAGCACUCCGAUAUUCGCGGGCAUCGUGACGCUGCUAAACGAGGCGCGGAUCGCGAUUGGCAAGGGCCCGAUUGGCUUCUUGAACCCGACGUUCUACAAGCACCCCCAAGCGUUCAACGAUAUCACGAUUGGAAACAACCCCGGCUGUGGGACGGACGGGUUCAACGCGACCCCCGGGUGGGACCCCGUGACUGGGCUCGGGACACCCAACUAUGAGAAGUUGCUGCCUAUCUUUUUGGACCUUCCUUAG
Messenger RNA from Anthostomella pinea, 1932 nucleotides. NCBI's taxonomy places the organism in Eukaryota, Fungi, Ascomycota, Sordariomycetes, Xylariales, Xylariaceae. The record is from the annotation of a GenBank genome assembly.